AUGCCGGGCCGGCCCCGACAGAGCCAAGCCGCCGGCUCCGCGGACCUGGCGCCCGGCUCGGGGGCUGCCGACGGCGCAGGCCCCGCCCCCGGCGCCCCCCGCGGCCGUCCCCGCCCCCGGAGGCCCGCGCACCUGGCCCGCGCCGAGACUCGGCCGAGAGGCGCCGUCCGGACUCGCUCUUCCUCCUCGGCGCCUGCCGGGCCCCGCCGGAAGCCCCGCUCGCCCCGCCCCACCCGCCGCUCUCGCCGCCGAUUGGGCGCCGUCACGCACAGGUCCGCCGCUGGCCGGGGAGCGACUGGAGAGUGCGGCCGUCCAUCGCCCGCUGCGCCCGCCCCCGCGCCGGCGGCUCUGUUCCGGCGGAAGCGCCGGCCGGCGCGCGGGCCAGAGCGGCCCCUAUUGUUGCUGUGUCAUAGGGGCGCGGCGGCGGCCCCUGGCGGCGGGGCCGGGAACGGCGGGCCUGGCGGCGGACGUUGGGCCCUCGACAGCGCGGGACAGCGGGCCGGGCCGGGCCGGGCGGGGACACCUGAGGGGCGCGAGGCAGGGUCCCUCAGGUUCCCUGUCAGUGCGGGACGCCAGGUCCCGAGACGUAGGGGAAACAGUCACCGGGCGGGGAGGGGCCUCUUAGGAGGCCGGCGCGGGGGAGGGUCGGCUGCGCGUCCCCGAGUGGAGAGAACGCGACCGACCACAGCCCGGGACACGGUGCGUGGGCCGCGGCGCCCGCCGGACGGCAGUGGUGUCCUGGGGACGCCUGCGGCGCACAGCGCGGGGGCUUGGGUAGUGGUCCUGCUAGGGGUCCCCGGACCCCUCCUGAGAACAGUGCCAAGAUGGUCGCCCCCACUCCGUGUGCGUGGAGUUGGCAGAGGCUGGCGUGCGCGCUCAGUGAAGGCAGCUGCCCCCGGAGCCAGAGCAGCCGUCGCAGGCCCGAGGAGGAGCCUCCACCGCCCUCCCUGCGCGGCCACCGACGCUCCGGGCUCGGGAGCCAGGGCGCCCGGGGACCCUCCAAAGGCAAGGCCGUCGGAAUCGUCGGAAUCGCCGGAAUCGCGGUGCCACCUCCCCGCCCGCCUGAUGUGUUACGACCUUUGUAUGCGCAUGUAAAAUCUGAUUUAAGCUUUCUAUAGAAAGUAUAAAAAUGACAAGUGUUUUUUAUUGAACGUUGUUUUAAAGAUUCAUGUCGAUACACGUAGCUUUAGGCCCUUCAUUUUAGCCCCUGUACAAUAUUCUUAUGUAUGAAAAUACAACUUCUGUAUCCAUUGUCUUGUGAUCUAAAGAUUCCCUAAUUUUUUUGUUUCCGAAGAUAUAGCUGUUUUUCAUUUAAAAUGUUAUGUUAAUAAGUAAUAGGUUUGCUAUUUUCUAAUUAGUUAAUAAGUAUUUGUAAUUUCAUUUUAAUUUCUCAUAUGGUAAAUAUGAACAGAUAGAACCCACGUACACAAAAGCUCUAGGGGGUUCUCCGUCACUGCUGAGAGUCCACAGGGCCCCAAGACCAGAGGUGAGGACAGCGGACGUGAGCACUGGCAUCCCCGUGGCGGUGUCACCACAGCCUGGCCGACCACUGCUCUGGGAAACCAGGAGAGAAAACGGAGAGAAAAUCCAAUCUGGCUCCCUGCGGAGGGGCCAGCAGGCAGGUGACACUCGUUCAGUCGUGAAAAGGCCACAAGCUGCCCCCAGACUGCACAGGGAAACCAACUUUCCAGAACCUGAAAGCGGCGCUUGCCUCAGGCAGCAGCCUCACCGGGCCCCACCAAGCGCUUCCUCUCCUGCAGCCAGACAGCCUGUGUCCUGGGAUGGCUCAGAGAAAGCUUUGCACUUUCAAUACUUUCUGUGAAAAACCUACAGUGAGGAAACAAGCUACAGGUGGCCGGGCACCGUGGAGGCCACUCCGCGUGCCCGCCGCAGCUGUGGGCCACGUGGAUGCUGAAUGUGCUGCACGCGCUGCGAGGGGCAGCUGUGGGGGACCUGCCAGCCCUCACUGGCAGAAGUGCACCUGACAGCCACACGCCCCAGCAGGAAAAGCAAGCCCAGCAGCUCUUGCUGAGCCUCGAGGCCUCGGUGAAAGGCAGGGGCGUGCAGCGACUGCAGGGCCCAAGGGCGGGCGCAACAAGAAAGUGGGCGAAGGACGCACCCAGACAUUUCACCAAAGAGGCAUACAGAUGGCAAGACAUACAGGAAAAGAUGGUCCACAUCACUAUUCAUAAGGGAAAUGCAAAUAAAACACUUCGAUUAGAAUGGCAAUGGGCUCCAAUCCCCAAGAGAGAAGAGAGACGGUGAACCAAAGCUCCCCGCUGCUCAGAGAACCCAGACCCCUUCCUCCAUCAAGUGUGCCCAUCCAGUGGCGUCACAGGUGUCCCUGAAUGCCCCUCCUGCUAUGACAAGCAGUUUUCUGAAACAAUCCAUUUGCUGGGUCAAUCCUACACAACACACAGUCCCAACAUCUGACAGCCGGACACGAGGACUCAUCUGGAGCUGAUCUGCAGCCCUUUCCAGAGAGGCCGGAGCAGCUGAGACAGUGAAAAAUUGUUCAGUGCAAAACAAAUGUCAACUACACCCACUUUCAAAGAAUCUUUAUUCAGAGCUAGGGUUUAAUAUUUAUCUUCAGAGAUCUGUACCAGUUCUCCAAAAAAAAUCCAAAAAUGGUUGCUUCUGUUUAUAUAGAUGGGUAUUGACAGUUAUUACAUAUUAUAAAAAUAAACCCACCUCACUAGCGUGUUGUCUGGCCUGAUGGUUUUGUACACUCACAGGAUGAACAGUGUUGAAGACCAGCCAGUGAUGGAGGAAGGAGCCGGGCCUGUGCUGUCACCUUCUGCAGGGACCAAGCACCCCUUCACUAAACAUGUGGCCCAGGACAGCUUGGUUCUCAGAGGCAGAGGAGCAGUGUAUCGAGGGAAGGACUGGCUGCCCAGGGAACUCAUACCAAGAGACACCUGAAAUGCACAACCCUCUGAGCACAUAAACUGAAAGGCAGACGGCAGUGAGGGAAGCCACUUGGCGUGCUGCACGUCUGCAUGUCUCUUUUGUCGGGGAGCCCAAUCUUUGCACCCACUUUGGACACAGGAAAGUCCUCUGGAAGACGUCUGAAAGUCUCAACGUCGAGACAGGAGGAGCCAGGAGUUGUGAGAACUUUCCACUGACUGAACG
Equus quagga is the source of this 3132-nucleotide messenger RNA. Its product is annotated as translation initiation factor IF-2-like. The record is from RefSeq and is a predicted model, not a curated record. NCBI's taxonomy places the organism in Eukaryota, Metazoa, Chordata, Mammalia, Perissodactyla, Equidae. Bases 1 to 1095 code for a protein of 364 amino acids. The transcript has 3 exons.